AUGAGGGUCGCCAUUCGUGAGCAGCUGGCCAUCCUCGUCAUCUUCGUUGUCCUCGCAUGCUUGAUUGCCGUCUCCGUUCCCACCUGGAGCUUUGUUUACAACUUUGUCGUCGGUGUCGAGACCUCCAGCCUCGCCCUCACGGCCUCGCUCAAGGCCACCCGCAUCAGCUCCGAGAUCAACCUGCUCCUCAUCAUCUGCCAGUCCGUUGCCAGCCGCCUCCUCCUCCAGGAGGCCUUUGUCGACUUUUACAAUGGAAACGCCACCACCAAUCCCUUCGACUCGGCCCGCAAAGACAUUACCAGUGCCAUGACUAAUAGCCAGGUCUCUGGCCUGCUCCAAGCGCGCAUUUAUUCUCGAAACAUCACUGGUGCUGCUGAUAAAGGCCUCCUCAACGUCACCGCCGCCGGCAUAGGCAAUCAGGAACGGAACAUUGCUCUCCCCUAUCUUACACCAGACGGCCAACGCGCAAACCUCAGCGAUACCCAAUGGGGGUACCCUCCCGAUCUCUAUCCCAACAUCACCUACCUGGCUACAGGUAAUCCCGUCAACGGCCUUCCGGACACACAAGCCUGGAUAGCGGAUGCUUUCCCAAACGUUAGAAUCAGCGACAAAGGAGGCCUGCUCCUGGGUCCUCUCAUAGUAAAUGAGACUUACGCCCUUAUGUCCCUGACCAUCCCCGUUCGAUCUAAUUAUAAUUCGCGAUACUUUCUUGGCUACAUGACACUUGUUGUGUCCGCAACCUCUCUUCUCGAGGUCCAGACCUCUCGCGAAGGCUUGGAUAAAUCGGGCAUGGUCCUGAUUGUUGGUCCCGCCCACGCCUCCAACAAGUUCUCUGGGACCACGACGCCCAACAAUGGCUCCCAAUCCCCUGAAAAGUUCGCUCUAGGCGCGGUCAAGGCACAUUUCGUGCUGCCACCCAUAACCCCUCAGGGGCAAGCUGACAGGCAUGGAAAUCGAGACUACGAGAGCGGUAAAUACACAAACACCGCCUUCAGCCUUUCGCAGUACGAAUCCGUACUCGAUGUAUACUACAAUAAUGCCACCCAGCUCAACAAUGCAACCGCCGACUUGUCCACCACAAACGAGCAGGGCAUCCCUGUAGCCGUCGGUAUUGCCCGUCCCCAGUCUGACCUCGUCAACUGGGCCGUGGUCGUGGAAAAGGCGAGGUCCGAAGCAUAUCAGCCAAUAUCCAAACUUCGGCUGAUUCUUCUCGCCUGCUCCUUUGGAACCGCAGGCCUUAUUCUUAUCCUCGUCAUCCCCUGUGCCCAUUUGGGUGUCAGGCCCAUCCGUCGUCUCAAAGAGGCUACCGAGAAGUCUAUUCGGCCUCCAGGUUACGAGGAUGAAUUUGAAGUGAGCGAUGGUGACGGACCAAGCUCCGGCGCGACUCGAACCACAACGUCCAGCAAAGGCCGAUUUUUUGCUCCUUUACGGCGCAGAUUUAGGAAAAAGAAGAAGCCAUUGACUGCAGCCGAGAUUGAGGCCCACCGACGAGUCUUCAGGAUUCCUGGACGAGUAGAGCAAGGAAAGCACUUUGUGACCGACGAACUCACUGAGCUCACCCAGACAUACAACAGUAUGACUGAUGAACUUUUAAAGCAGUACACGAUCCUGGAAGACAAGGUGGCUGAACGCACGCAUCAGCUUGAGAUUAGUAAAAAAGCUGCCGAGGCUGCCAACGAGAGCAAGACGCUCUUCAUCGCCAACAUCUCUCAUGAGCUCAAGACGCCCCUCAACGGAAUCAUGGGUAUAUGUGCCGUCUGUAUGGAGGAUGACGAUCUUAACCGCAUCAGAUCAUCGUUACGGACUGUGUAUAAGUCGGGAGACCUGCUGCUACAUCUCCUUGAAGAUUUGCUGAGCUUCUCCAAGAAUCAAAUCAGCCACCAAGUCAGCCUCGAGCGAAGAGAAUUCCGCCUCGGGGAUAUUAAGACACAGAUUGCGUCGAUCUUUGACAAACAAGCGAGGGAAAACAAGAUCCAGCUCUCUGUUGAUUAUCUCUCAUUUGAUAGUUUGCAAGGGCCAGCAGAAGCGCUGCAUCGCAGCCCAGACGAACGGUUACCAGCUUUGGGGCCACCUGGCAUGGGCCGGCUGAAGGAUGCGUACCUCAUGGGUGAUCACCACCGCAUUCUGCAAGUUAUCAUCAACUUGGUGGGCAACAGUGUCAAGUUCACCCCAGUGGGCGGCAAAGUGGCGCUGCGCAUACGCUGCCUGGGCGAGGUCGAACAGACCAGUAGUGAUGAGCUUAGCAGAAACUCGUCUCUCUCUCGGUCUCCGUCUGUUGCGCAGGCCUUGCGCACUCGAACGCGCGGCAACUCCAGCUCCGUUCACUCCAGCCAUUCAGCAACAGCAACAGCAACGGCUGUGAAGGACGGAACCGCCCUUGAGAUUAACCCCAUGGAGCCCAAGGUGACUCCGCGUGUCUCUGUGCGCGAGCGGUCCGUAUCACCACCGCCGAUCAAGUACAAAUCUUUCAUCUUCGAGUUCGAGGUGCAAGAUUCUGGGCACGGCAUUCCGGAACACAUGCAGACCAAAAUCUUCGAGCCGUUUGUUCAAGGCGAUUCUGGCCUGAAUAAGAAGUUUGGCGGCACAGGCUUAGGGCUGAGCAUCUGCGCUCAGCUUGUUAAGCUCAUGGGUGGUACCAUCGGCGUCAAGAGCGCACCCGAGCAAGGCUCUAUCUUUACCAUGCGGAUACCGCUUGAGUAUGUCAAGGACCGUACUCCGAGCACGGCCUCGUCGAGCAUCCGAUCUCGCUCUGCCAGCGUGGAUGAGACACAGCGUAAGUCACUCACGAGUAUGACGGUCAGCAACGGCACUUCAAGCGCCAGCCAUAGCGACCAAAAGCACAGCAGCAGUGGUGGUAGCGCCGGUAACACCGCCAACCACCUUCUCGAAAAUAAGCCGCGCCUCGUCGGCCUAAGCGUGCCGUUCUUCACCACGAAUGAGUCACCUCACACCGAUGCUAGCAAGAACUUUGGCACACGCGGCGCGCGUAGCACGGGUAGUAGCAAGCUCAAGGUUCUAGUAGCCGAUGAUAACGCGACAAACAUUGAGGUCGUCAGCCGCAUGCUCAAGCUCGAAGACGUCUACGACGUGACGGUGGCCAAGGACGGGCAAGAGGCGUACGAGCUGGUCAAGGAGAGCAUGUCGGGGUCGCCGCAGGCUCAGCAGAAGCAGUUUGACGUCAUCUUCAUGGACGUGCAGAUGCCUAAUGUCAAUGGCCUCGAGUCGACGCGCCUCAUCCGCAAGAUGGGCUAUGUCGCGCCGAUUGUCGCCUUGACGGCCUUUUCCGAGGAGAGCAACGUUCAGGAAUGCAUGGCGUCGGGCAUGAACGAGUUCCUGAGCAAGCCCAUACGGCGGCCAGCGCUGAAAAAGGUCCUCACAAAGAUCUCGACCAUUGAGGAAGAGGACCUGACGUUGCAGCCACCGCCGACGCCGCCACAGGGACUGCAGGUUUCGCCCCCGCCGACGCCCCCGACGACAGGUGGUGACGAGGUCAACGGCCUCGUGGACGAGGAGAAGACGAAGGCGGCCUGA
Molecule: messenger RNA, 3531 nt
Organism: Cordyceps fumosorosea ARSEF 2679
Lineage: Eukaryota; Fungi; Ascomycota; Sordariomycetes; Hypocreales; Cordycipitaceae
Product: ATPase-like, ATP-binding domain protein
Exons: 1
Coding region: 1-3531 (1176 amino acids)
Biological process (GO): phosphorylation; phosphorelay signal transduction system
Molecular function (GO): phosphorelay sensor kinase activity
Source: RefSeq, a predicted model, not a curated record